Paramacrobiotus metropolitanus is the source of this 2157-nucleotide messenger RNA. RefSeq lists its product as uncharacterized. Lineage: Eukaryota; Metazoa; Tardigrada; Eutardigrada; Parachela; Macrobiotidae. The transcript is spliced from 4 exons. Gene Ontology annotation, cellular component: plasma membrane. Bases 439 to 1845 code for a protein of 468 amino acids. Gene Ontology annotation, molecular function: G protein-coupled receptor activity. The record is from RefSeq and is a predicted model, not a curated record. Gene Ontology annotation, biological process: G protein-coupled receptor signaling pathway.
ACUUUACAGCCGGCAGUUGUUUUCCUUGGCAGCAGAGAAAAAGACCAGAAUCAUCGUAAGCGUAGCUUGAAGAAACUUUACAGAAAACUUGUAAGGAUUUAACAGUUUACUGCAGUGCAACUGAGUCAUACAUAAGAUUUUGCGCGCGGAUAUUCUAUUGGCUAGAAGAAUGUUAUCAUCAUUCAUCAUUACACUAAUUUUUAUGCGUGUCCUGCCUCUGGCAAUAUUAGCAAACAACGCUUGCUGCGGAUCCUAACUGUUACUAACCGCUUUAACGAACCGUCAACGUCAAAGUGUUUCGGGAGUUCUGGCAUGGUAUAUAAUGUACGUUGCUAGCAUAUUCGCAAGUUCUUUCCUCCCAAAUUACUUGAAUCCCGCCGUGAAAUUAAAUGCUAUAGAUUAUCGCCAUUCUAUUUUGAUGUUGAUAAGAACGGCAUAAUGAUCCGAACAACGCAGCACUUCACAACUACCAUCACUCCAUUGACUCCUCCACCUUCGGACGGCAACGAAUAUGAAACCCUCACUUUCAGCAGCUGUGCGGAUUUUUUAGCGCAUAAUCUCAGCUUGGCGGAUUUGGUGCCUUCCCAGGGCAACAGUACCAUGACGAGCAACACGGAUUCCUGCGGAUUCCGUAUACUAGAUCAUAAUUUGAUCGCGCAACACCCGGUUAAAUAUCUAUACUGGGUUACCUAUCCGCUGCUCCUGCUGAUCUGCACAGUGGGCAAUACAUUGACGCUAAUUGUAUUAUCGCGGGAGGGAGCUCAGAGUGUCAAAUGGAUCUUCCUCAUGGCCCUGGCCUUUUCCGAUCUGAUGAUAAUGUGGGCUCAGUUCUUUCCUUGGGUAGCCGAGAUCGCCGGCAAUAUCGACGGAACGGGGUUCGAUGUCUUCAUGGGGGGUUUCGGCGGCGCCUAUGCGUUCCUUGAGGAAAUGUUCUUAACAAGCUCCGACUGGAUUCUGGUAGCGUUCAGCAUCGAGCGCUUUGCAGCCAUUGCGUUCCCGGUAUGGUAUGAUGUUAUUCUGGCCAAGGUGUCCAGAACCAUUCGCGCCGUGAUCUCUGUUGUCGGCAUCUUCACGCUGGCGGCCGUUUAUUCACUGUGGAAUUUAUUCGAUUCUUAUUGGUUCUACUACAAUGACGAUAAAAGGUGUCCUGUCGUGCUGAUUAAACCGCCACAGUAUAUUAAAGACUGGAGAACCAUCUACGUAAUGGCUUCGAUAAUCGUUCCCGCCGUCAACUUUGGCUUGAUCCUCUUUCUGAACUCUUUCGUCACGUUACGCCUUCUGUAUUACCGCCAGUUCCGCCAGCAGCCCGUCCACAUGAAUAACCCGUGUGGCUCACAGGCCUGGCAAGCCACCCGGAUGCUCUUCGCCACCGCCGUCGUCUACUGCGCCACCCAGACCUUUCCCCUCGUCUUUCUCAUAAUGCGUCGCCUGGUGGGAUACCCUCGCUGCAGCUACUUUAUCAACGAAGACACUUACGCAAAAUUCGCUCGCACUAACGCGUUACUUGUCAAUAUCAACUAUUCCAUUAAUUUUUUACUGUACUCGCUCAUCAGCACCGGGUUCCGGCAGCUCCUCUGGAAGUUCAUCACCAGAAAAUCGAAGGAUAAGAGGGUACGCUGGUACCAUGUGUUCGGUGCGCGGAAAACCAAUCAGGCCAUUCCGCUGUCAACAGUGAACGCGACAGAUCACGAGGGCGGUGACCGUGACGAUCAAGAGCGGGCCAGUAUCAACACACAGAUGUCAGCGGUGAAGUCCGGAUGGACGAUUAGGACGGGGACCUCGCUGACGGAUGACAGUGCCGGCAGCAUCCCGGGAAUACCGCUGCGGGAUAGUUUUUGUUUGUGACAUAACAGAGGACAAUUACCAAGAGUUGGUCACUCCGAAUCCCUGUGAAGCCAGACAAAGAACAUAAAUUACGUGGCGUUUUUUCCUGCUUUAACGCAUGCAUGUACCUCAAUGUACAGACAAACUGACUGCUCUGUGACCGCAUUCUUAACUCUUCCUCGCGCUGAGUGAUAGCCUGAGUCAUACAUGUAACGGGCUUGUUUAUAACAAUUAACAUGUUAACAAAAAUUGUAGAAGGAUAGCAAUCGGUCUAGCUCAUGAACUCGGGCUCGCACAGGUGACACAGCUGUGAACUGGCAAGUUAGAGAAAUU